GUCCAUCGGUCUGUCCGUUCCCGCACCGGCGCUGCGCAGCGCGGCGGGGGCGUGGCCAAACCGAUGAAACCACGCCCCCUCCCCGCCCACCACCGGGCGUGGCCCCGCCCCAACGGUCGCCCCGCGGCGUGACGCGCGCGCGGCGCAGCCAAUCAGAGCCGCGCGUGGUUUUCAAACCGGCGGCGCGCGGGCGGCGGCGGGGCCGGACCGGGACCGGACCGGGAACCAGGCCGGGAACCAGGCCCGAGAGCGGGCCCCGAGCCCACAGCGGGACCGGGCCCCAGACCGAGAGCCACCGCAGCCGUAAUCGAGACCAAGACAGCGAGAGCGGCGCCGAGCCAUGCAGCGCGCCAAGACCCCCGCCGCGCAGCGGCGGCCCCGGCGCACCCCGCUGCAGGAGCUGCAGAUGCAGUCGCGGACCGACCGGACCAACCUGACCCCCCUGCUCCGCCGGCUGCGGCUCAAGGACCAUGACUGUGCCACCCCAGUGUCCUGCGCCCGGGGCCCCCGCAGCAGCGUCACCGCGGUGCCUUGCACCCCCGGACCGCGGCGAAACUGCCCUCCCAGCACCUCCACCCCAACGCCUUGCACCCUGGAGCCCCCCAGCAGCACCAGUUUAGAGUCCCCCAGGACCACCCCCCGGGGCCUCAGGGCUCCCAUCCUUAAGCCUGGUGCCUCUGAGGCCCCCAGCAAUGCCACCCUUAUUCCUGAUGCCUUGGAAACGUCUAGCUGCACCAGCCCAGAGGCCCCUAGCAGGCCUAUCUCAGUGUCCAGCAUGCCAGAGCUCUCUGACAACACCGUGCCAGCCCCUCUGUGCAGUCCAGCCCUGGGGCCCAGCACCCCAGAGCCCCCCACCAGCAUCGUGCCAGCCUCUGUGUGCAGCUCCAUCCCGCUGCCCAGCACCCCAGAGCCCCCCACCAGCACCGUGCCAGCCUCUGUGUGCAAUUCCAUCCCAGUGCCCAGCAUCUCAGAGCCCCCUAGCAGCACCGUGCCAGCCUCUGUGUGCGGCUCCAUCCCAGUGCCCAGCAUCUCAGAGCCCCCUAGCAGCACUGUGCCAGCCUCUGUGUGCAGCUCCAUCCCAGUGCCCAGCAUCUCAGAGCCCCCUAGCAGCACUGUGGCAGCCUCUGUGUGCGGCUCCAUCCCGGUCCCCAGUACCCCAGAGCCCCCCACCAGCACCGUGCCAGCCUCUGUGUGCAGCUCCAUCCCAGUGCCCAGCAUCUCAGAGCCCCCUAGCAGCACUGUGGCAGCCUCUGUGUGCGGCUCCAUCCCGGUCCCCAGUACCCCAGAGCCCCCCACCAGCACCGUGCCAGCCUCUGUGUGCAGCUCCAUCCCAGUGCCCAGCAUCUCAGAGUCCCCCAUCAGCACUGUGCCAGCCUCUGUGUGCUGCUCCAUCCCAGUCCCCAGCACCCCAGAACCUUCUAGAGGCUCUGUGCCAGCCUCUGUGUGCGGCUCCAUCCCAGUGUCCAGCACCCCAGAGCCUGCCAGCAGCAUCGUGCCAGCCUCUGUGUGUGGCUCUAUCCCGAUACCCAGCACCCCAGAGCCCUCCAGCAGCACCAUUGCCGUCCCUCUGUGCAGCUCCAUCCCAGUGUCCAGCACCCCAGAGCCCUCCAGCAGCACCAUUGCCAUCCCUCUGUGCAGCUCCAUCCCAGUGUCCAGCACCCCAGAGCUCUCCAGCAGCACCAUUCCAGUCCCCCAGUGCAGCUCCUUCCUAGGAUCCAGCACCCCAGAGUGCCCUGGCAACACCGUGCCAGUCUCUCUGUGCAGCUCCAUCCCCGUGGCUGUCACCUUGGAGUCCCCUGGCAGCACCACCCCAGGGCUCCCCAACAUUAUUAGCUCAGUGUCUUGCAGCCCAAGCUCUCCAGGCAGCUCUGCUCUACCCCCCUGCAGCUCUGGUUCCCCUGGCAAUGCCAGCACAGCCUCCUGCACCCCAGGGCCCCCUGGCACCAGCUCCACUCCGCAGAAAGCUCAUUUCCACGGGUGGAGAGCAGCACCUCCAGACUUUUCCUGCAGCUUUGUGGCCUCUGAGCCCCCAUCUGCAAAUGGGAGUGCUGAUCCUCUGCACUGCCAAUGCACCCCUGAGGGAGCCGAGUGCCCUGCCCCUGUCCCCCCAGAGCAGAGCCCGCCUGGCCUCCCUCCCACUGAGACAAGUGGGUCAGAAGCCACGGUCAUCCCUGUCACCUCGCCUGAAUCGACUCUGGGUGCUGUGUCCUGGAUGUUGCCACUAGUGUGGCUGGAGAAGACCCUCAACACCUCAUUCCUGAUGGAAUCCCUGCGGCACAGCCUGCCCCUCCGCAAGCCACAGCAGGAUGCCAGCAGCAGCGUCACCCCCGUGCCCACUGCGGUCGCCAGCACUAGCACGACCCCUGUGUCGACUGUGGUCACUGGCAGCAGCAUAACCCCUGUGCCCACUGCAGUUGCUGGCACCAGCACGACCCCCGUGUCGACUGUGGCCACUGGCACCAGCACAACACCCGUGCCCACCAUGGCCACUGGCACCAGUGUGACUCCUGUGCCCACCAUGGCCACUGGCACCAGUGUGACUCCUGUGCCCACCAUGGCCGCUGGCACCAGCACGACCCCCGUGCCCACCAUGGCCACUGGCACCAGCGUGACUCCAGUGCCCACAGCAGUCGCUGGCACCAGCGUGACCCCAGUGCCCACCACAGCCAUUGGAACCAGCGUGACCCCAGUGCCCACUAUGGCCACGGGCACCAGCAUGACCCCGGUGCUCUCCAUGGCCACCGGCACCUUCAUGACACCUCGGGACGUGUGGGAGAGGAGCAUGAACACAUCCAGGGGAAACCUCCCCUGUGCCAAGGACAGCGCUGCAGAAACAGACUCCCUGCUCUGGCACUGUCCCCGGGAGCAGCUGAAGACCCUGCCGCGGGCAGAGCUGGAGGGGAGGCUGGAGAGCACCCUCAUCAUCAUCGAGGCCCUCUCGCUGCAGCUGCGUGACUGGCAGGAGAGCCAGCGACCGCGGCCUGGCGCGGGGCCGGCCAAGCAGCGGGACGCGCUCACACAGACGGACACCACCCACCCUGAAGGGAGCACCUGGAGCAGCCAGAGCCUCCUGUUCCGGGGCCUCGCGGAUGCCGCUUUUCGGAGCUUGCAGGAUGAGCAGAGAGCCCUCGCACAGGAGCAGGAGCAGGAAAGGACCCUGGUGUCCCAGUCCCAGGCUGUGCUUCAGAGUGUUCCCAGCAAGUUGCAGAGCUGCCUGGGAGAGCGGGAUGCCCUCAGACAGCGAGUGGGUGAAGCCCUGCAAGCCAAGGACCAGGGAUAUCUCUUCCUGGAGGCUUUCUGUGCCCACGCCAGUGCCCAGAUCAGUGCCUGUGAGCAGAGCCUGGCCUCCCAGCAAGAGCUGAGCACGCUGCUGGUCCAUGCCACCAACCUGCAGGCAUCCCUGUCUGCCAAGGCGCAGUCUUUUCGAGAAUUCUUAGAUGUCACCUUUCAAAAUCUGGAGAAGGAAAGGAGAGCCCUGGAUGAGGAGCGGGAGCAGACGAGGGCCCUGGUGUCCCAGUCCCGUGCUCUGCUGGAACGUGUGCCCGGCAAGCUGCAGAGCUGCCUGGAGGAGCUGGCUGCCGCCCGGGAACGAGCAGAGGAAGCUCUGCAAGCCAAGGAGGAGACCUCCUGCCAGCUGGAGAACACCUUGGCAACACUGCAGGACACCGGGACUCAGCUGGAGCAGCUGAAAGUGGCCAACUCACGCCUGGGCAAAGAACUGAGCACUGUGAUGAUGAACCUGGCCAGCAUGGAGCAGGAGCGGGAUACGCUGCAGCAGGAGAACGAGAAGCAGGGGGAGGAGAUGGCCCAGCUGGCGCAGGAGAAGAACUCCCUGCAGCAGGAGUGCAAGGAGCUGUGCCAGGAGCUGCGGGAGGCCGCCGAGUGCCGGGAGUUCCUGGAUCAGGAGAACCAAAUGUGCCGCACGCAGCUGCUGGAGGUGGAGGCCAGGCUGAACUCCACGCUGGCCACGCUGCAGGAGCGCGUCCUGCAGCACGAGGAGCUGAUGGAGUCCCACCAGCGCCUGCGGGAAGAGCAGGCUGCCCUCAGCAAGGAGCUGGGCAGCACCAAGGCUGAGCUCCUCAGCUUGCAGACAAAGAGGAACAAAGUUUCCUGGUGCUCCACGGACAUUAUGGAGAGCAAGAUGCGGUUGCAGGAGCUCGCUGACUGCCUCAAGGCUGCUCUGGAAGAGCAGGAUGAUAACGAUGAUGAUGCUCCAUCGAGAAGCAAAGCCUGGACCCCGGGUCCCCGGACGCCGGGCUGGCAGACCCCCCGGCGUGCCUGGACCCCGGCGUGCCGCACCCCGGCCCUGCGCACCCCGGCGUGCCGCACCCCGCACCACGCCGGCAGCUCCUUCGUGGGCAGCGUCCUCAAAGCCGUGGCAGGGAAAGAUGCCAAUGAAACCACCAGAAGUGGGAGUACAGUUGCCAAGGACAAACUUGCACCCGUGCCAAAGCCAAUAGAUCCCGAGGACACUCUGCUGGAGAGUGUGAAGGAGCUGAGAGCUGUGGUCUCCAACCUUGCCAUGCUGAGCUCUCGCAUCCAGGACUUGGAGCAGAGCGAGUUCAGGGCACUGCAGAUGGAGAUCUCUGACCUGCAGCUCCGCCUGGAGACAGUGACAGCUGAGAGCCAGGAGAAGGUGGAUACCCAGGCUGCCACCAUUGCCAAGCUGAACAAGGCGCUGAGGACCAAGCUUGAGAAUGAGAAGGAGCUGCAGGACGUGGUGAAACAGCAGGAAGAGAAGCUGUUGCAACUCAUCGACAAGAGUGGGGAAGUCAUGAGGCUGAAGGCAGAAGUCUCCGAGCUGAAGCGCUUGCUCCAGCGUGCAGAGACAGAGGCCAAGGUGCUGUGGGAAGAGAUGAGGGGCAAGGAGCACCAGGUGGACACUGCCUAUGUCCAGGAGCGGGUCAUGCUGCGGCGGGAGGUGGAUAAACUGCGGCUGCUGCUUGUGGAAAAAGAGGAUGAGAAUGUGCGGCUCACUGACAAGUACCUGGAGCAGGUCCGAGGGCUGGAGGUGAAGCUCCAUCGUACCCAGAAACUGCUGAGGACCCAUGAGGAGAAGCAGGAGAAGAUAAAAGAGGUCUUGUCAGCUGUCCCUGAGGUGGCUGUGGGCUGCCAGGAGCUCCAGAGUCUGCUGCACUAUCUGGGCCUGAAGCCAGCCAACAAGGAAGCUGCUGAGCCGCUAUAGCCUGUAGCCUGAAACCUUUCCUGUUGUUAAUGUUGUAAUUAUUUAUUGAAUAAAGUUGUG
This is a messenger RNA of Prinia subflava (tawny-flanked prinia), 5245 nucleotides long. It is a transcript of the gene SPAG5, whose product is annotated as sperm associated antigen 5. The record is from RefSeq and is a predicted model, not a curated record. Gene Ontology annotation, biological process: regulation of attachment of spindle microtubules to kinetochore; cell division. The coding region runs from base 341 to 5185 and encodes 1614 amino acids. The transcript has 23 exons. NCBI's taxonomy places the organism in Eukaryota, Metazoa, Chordata, Aves, Passeriformes, Cisticolidae.